Osmia lignaria (orchard mason bee) is the source of this 2994-nucleotide messenger RNA. It is a transcript of the gene spel1, whose product is annotated as DNA mismatch repair protein spel1. Gene Ontology annotation, cellular component: nucleus; MutSalpha complex. The record is from RefSeq and is a predicted model, not a curated record. Gene Ontology annotation, biological process: mismatch repair; mitotic recombination. Gene Ontology annotation, molecular function: ATP-dependent DNA damage sensor activity; mismatched DNA binding; ATP binding. NCBI's taxonomy places the organism in Eukaryota, Metazoa, Arthropoda, Insecta, Hymenoptera, Megachilidae.
GUAGAGCAGUUACCGCCAUAUUACUAGUAACUAUAUUAAAUCUGUAUUUACUGAGCAUACGUACACAAACGAUUUUCUCAUUAUUUUAAAAGAUAGAAAUCAUGGCUGUACAACCAAAUCAACAAUUUAGUAUGGAUCCACCAGCUCAGCAAAGUUUCGUACGAUUUUUUAAAAAUUUACCAGAGAAACUGAAUACCACUGUAAGAUUUUUCAAUAGAUCAGAUUAUUACACAUUACAUGGCAGUGAUGCUCUAUUUGCAGCACAAGAAGUUUUUAAAACCACAGCAGUUUGUAAAAUGAUAGGAGCAGAUCCAUACAAAACUGAGGGUGUUAUUUUAAAUAAAAAUCACUUUGAAUCAUUUAUACGUGAUUUAUUACUAGUGAAGCAAUACAGAAUAGAAGUUUAUGUUAAUCAAGGAUCAGCAAAAAAUCAAAAUUGGGUGCUGGAAUAUACAGGUUCCCCUGGUAAUUUAAGCCAAUUUGAAGAUGUAUUAUUUGGUAAUAAUGAUGUUGCAGUUAAUGUACUUGUAAUAGCAGUGAAAUUAGGAAUGGAUGGAAAAUCUAGAGUUGUUGGUCUAAGCUGCUUGGAUAGCACAGCAACCUCAUUUUCCGUUUGUGAAUUUCAAGAUAACGAGACAUUUUCUAAUCUAGAGUCACUUGUUGUUACACUUGCUCCCAAAGAAUGUUUAUUAAUUCAAGGCGAAGGCAGCUAUGAAUUUCAAACUUUAAAACAAUUAAUGGAACGAAAUAAUGUAAUGAUCACUUUAAGGAAAAAAAGCGAAUUUUCUAGCGAGUCAGUCGUACAGGAUUUAAAUACUUUAAUCAAAUUUAAAAAAGGUCAGCAGCAGAAUGUACAGUCUUUACCUGAAAUCAAUUUUAAUUUUGCUAUGUCAGCUACUGCUGCUCUUAUCAAAUACUUAGAUUUAACAUCAGAUGAAGGGAACUUGAAUCAGUUUAGUAUAGAUCAAAUAGAACAAUCACGGUAUUUAAAAUUGGAUGCAGCUGCUAUAAAAGCACUCAAUAUUGAGCCACGUGUAGAUACUCUUUCUAUUUUAAAUGGAACUGCACCCACAAGUAUUUUAACUCUUUUGGAUAAAUGCAGAACAACUCAGGGACAUAGACUUCUUGCACAAUGGAUCAGACAACCUCUGAAAGAUUUAUCUCUUAUAAAAGAAAGACACGAUAUUGUUGAAGCAUUAGUAAAUGAUAAUGAAUUACGAUCCAAUCUUAGUGAAGAUCAUUUAAGACGUAUACCCGAUUUACAAGUGCUUGCAAAGAAAUUGUCUAAAAAGAAAGCAACAUUACAGGAUUGUUAUAAAAUAUACAUAUGUAUGUUAAAUCUGCCAAGAUUAAUAGAACAGUUUUCCAAUGUAAAUGUAGUAGCCUUAAAAACAAUGUUCAGUGAUCCUUUAACCAAACUUGUUAAUGAUAUGGAUAAAUUUCAACAAAUGGUUGAACAAACAAUUGAUUUAGAAGCUGCUGAAAAAGGAGAUUUUUUAGUACGAUCCGAAUUUGAUGAUGAAUUAAAAGAAUUAAAAAGUAUCAUGGACGAAAUGGAAAAAAAGUUGCAAGCACAAUUGAAUAAAGUUGCCGAUGACUUGUCAAUUGAAGCUGGUAAAACUUUGAAAUUAGAAUCUAAUCAACAAUUUGGUUAUUAUUUUCGAGUCACAUUAAAAGAGGAGAAAGUAUUAAGAAAUAAAAAACAGUAUACUAUUUUGGAUUCUAAUAAAAGCGGUGUACGAUUCCGAAGUAAUAAAUUAAACGAAUUAAAUGACGAGUAUAUCGCUACUAGAGAUAGAUAUACGAUAGAACAAAAAAAAGUUGUAACAGAAAUAGUUGAAAUUGCAGCUGGUUAUAAUAGCCCAGUAAAAGUUAUUGGAAAUACAUUAGCAUGUCUGGAUGUACUUACUGCCUUUGCUUCUGCUGCUAUAAGUGCUAAUAAACCUUACGUUCGUCCUGAAAUGUUACCUAGCGAGGCAGGUGAAUUUAAUCUUGUUCAGGUUCGACAUCCUUGUUUAGAAAAUCUAGAAGGGGUAGAUUAUAUAGCUAACGAUGUCAGCUUCAAAAGAGGAGAAUGUCAUUUCUGUAUUAUAACUGGUCCAAACAUGGGAGGAAAAAGCACCUACAUAAGAUCUGCUGGUGUUACUGCAUUAAUGGCACACAUUGGAAGUUUUGUUCCAUGCGAUGAAGCAAAAAUAUCGUUAUUAGAUUGUAUAUUUGCUCGAGUUGGAGCUGAUGACUGUCAAUUAAAAGGACUUUCUACAUUCAUGAUGGAAAUGAUAGAAACUGCUGCUAUACUAAAAGCAGCAACAUGUAAUUCACUUGUAUUAAUCGACGAAUUAGGCAGAGGAACAUCGACUUAUGAGGGUUGUGGUAUUGCAUGGUCAAUUGCAGAAUAUUUAGCAAAAGAGAUUAAAUGCUAUUGCCUUUUCGCAACGCAUUUUCAUGAAAUCACUAAAUUAGAAGAAGAAGUGUCUGCUGUUAAAAACCAACAUGUUACAGCUCUUGUUAGUGACAAUAAACUAACUUUGUUAUAUAAAGUGAAAACAGGUACAUGUGAUCAAAGUUUUGGAAUAUACGUUGCUAAAAUGGCUAAUUUUCCGCAAAAUGUGAUAGAGUUUGCUAAACGCAAACAAGCAAAACUUGAAGAUUAUCAGGAUUCAAUAUUUAAAGGAUCUGAUGAUCCACAGAAAAAACAAGAAAUCAUCAAGGAAGCAGAGAUACUUAUUGCAGAAUUUCUUAACAAGUGUAAAAAUUUAGAUACAUCUUUAUCUGAGGCAGAUUUAGAAGAUAAAAUUUCAAUAUUUAAGGAAGAGAUUUUAUCUCAUAAAAAUCCCUAUAUAAAAACACUUCUUGCAGCCUUGUAAAUUAAAAUAAGAAAGAACUAAUGAAAAUGACAGUCAGUAUUAUUUAUAAUGGUAUUGUUAAUUUAAGUUUUGAACAGGUACAGUGUUAUUUUUAUGAAUCUUGAAUUAAAUAAUUGAUUUUUGUAUA